UUCCAGUGCCACUCCUGUGGCCGGCAUUCUAGCACCAAUCAGUGUUGCACUCCCAUCUAUUUGCCUGCAAAUCUGCCACAAAGCUCAGCCACAGUUUCAAGCGAAGAUGGGCUGAAUCAAACCGCAGCAUCAAACCGCAUUCCUUCAUAUAUGCCGCUGCCUUGUAGGCUUCCUUUGUUUUUGUAAUCUUGCUUUGUUCGUUGUAAGAACUGAACAACUAUUAUCGUCGUGUUGAGGUGUCCUUCGCAAGUCGCGAUACAGCUGGAGCUUGCUGGGCUGGCGCACCAUGGUGUCGGCAACGGAUAUCAUCACCUACGUGGGCGUCCCUUUGGCUAUUAUAGGUACGUUAGAAUGACGAAUUCAUGCUUCCUUCUGAGGUUUGCCAAGCUAACAAAUAGGUUCCAGGCGUGGCUCCCAUCUUCUACACUUACCUCAAAACCAUGAUCAUGAGCUUCCGCCUGCGCCGAACCCUCAAAACCUAUGACAUUGAAGCCUCGGUAAAUUCUCGCCUACUUGCCGGAAUUGUUGAUGUGAAUAUCCCAACAUACCAACUGGCAUUACCCUCACGGGGCCAUUCAGAGUAUUGGAGUCACAAGAAUACGGGUGGCUCACGACAUGGCGCUUCCUGGCAAAAUUUCAACUGGCAACGAAGAAGGAUAGACGAGAAGAUGAUUCAGGUUCAUUUCUCAGACCAGAUCAAAUUACCUGAAGCGUCAAUAGACUUCGCCGAUUUGAUACGUUAUCUUGGCGAUCUUGGACUCCAAACGAAUCCCGAAAGCUUCUGGGAACUUUCUCAGAAGGGUUUGAAUGUUCGGCCUGGAACCUGUCUUAUGAGGGAGAUUGGAGAGGAUAAUUUGGAGAAGCCUAUUCUUGUUGUUGCGAAGCCGACGAGCGAACACCCGGGGACACUGCUACUUCGAUUUCAGAACAAACCAGGCAAAACUCCGAGGACAGAAAGGGAUCUUGAUCCCGAUUGGAUCCGAGUACCAGCAAUCCCCAAGACGACAGUACCAGCAGAAAGCAAAGAGGUCAAUGGCAGCGAAAAAUUGAGACCGUUAGAUUCCGAUGCAACCAACGAGACCGCUGAGUUGACGAAGGAUAAAACGGACGAAGCUAAACCGGAGAAAGUAGAAGAAGAGAUCAUCGAGAAUGUACGAAUCAGUCGCAAAGGAUUCCUCGAAAAGAAGCUCGUGGGUGGUAUCACUCUCCCAGUGGUGGGGCUACCUUACUGGUUCGUUUAUGCUAUGUUGGCAAGUACUUCAUUGAACGGCCAUCAUGACUACAAUGGCCGACCCUUUGGGUAUCGAAUUCGGCUAGAAACCCUCUUCUUUUCUCGUGAAGUUUCCAUUGGAAUGGCGUCGGAAGAUACGUUCUCCGAAUGGACAACAUUUAUUUCCCAACUUCUCGAUGAUGCCAAAGUCAAAGCCAUUCCACAGGAAUGGACCGAUGAUCCGCCUGCGCGCAAGGACGCUCGUCUCAUGAAGCGAUUUGAGCUAAUGGUAGAUUCGAAAUUGAGAAAUCGGGCUGCCGAGCUCCGACGGCCUCGACAGAGGUCAUUUCAAGCAGUGGCCGAAAUUCGCGUCAAUUCGCGUCAAAAGAUCUAUAACCCCCAUUUUUGGGCGGACAAGGUGGACAACAUUUACAUCCCUUUCGAGGUCCUCAGCGUUCCUACUGCAAUCUGGUCUGAGGCCGCUGGCCAUUGUGUUGGCCAUAUCCACCCAUUACCUGCAGAUCGAGUACCGACCAGUCAAGAGAUUUGCGUUGCUGCAAUGUCAAAUAUGGAUUUUGCCUGGCGGGUGGGUGACACUCUUAAAGAAUUCUACAAGUGGUUUGAGGGUGAGGGUGAGUAUCCGGUUUUGCGAGUGUCACACUUUCACAAUCAAGAUCGAAUUCACCAAGUGAUACUGAUGUGUGCAAUUAUUAUUAUUCAAUCGAUUGCAGAUGGGGCUCCUUAUUUGGCGGCCCUGGGGGAUGUCGAAAAAUGUGUCACGAAGUGGGAUCCAGUAUAUCUCUGCUAAAUAUUCACGUGCGGCUAGGCACCCCGAUUCUCACCGCCCAUAUAGCAGUUCAGCAUAGCCAUUCCAU
Molecule: messenger RNA, 2085 nt
Organism: Hyaloscypha bicolor E
Lineage: Eukaryota; Fungi; Ascomycota; Leotiomycetes; Helotiales; Hyaloscyphaceae
Exons: 2
Coding region: 441-2018 (525 amino acids)
Source: RefSeq, a predicted model, not a curated record